UGCCCUGAGGGGAGGCGGUGGAGCAUGCCCCCAGUGCCCCGGGCCUUACCUCGGCCUCCAGGGGCAGGAGCAGAGGGACAGGCCUUGGGAGGGGCCAGCUGGGGCAGGACCUGCUGCGCUGAAGCUAGCGGGCGCACUGGUCCCUUGUCCCUAGGUGCGGCAUGGGGGGUCCCCAGGGGCUGCCGGGUGUCCUCAGUGCUCCACAGCCCCUCCUCUACCUGCUCUGCCUGCUCUCACUGCUCCAGGCAGCCAGGCCAAGCCAGGUGCCCAGAGAACAACCCCAGUGGGCCCUGCUGGAGCGGUACUGUCAUGCUGUCCUGACCCUCACGGACCUCUCAGGUCCCUACUCCUACUGCAACACGACCUUGGACCAGAUCGGUACAUGCUGGCCCCGGAGCGCGGCUGGAGCCCUCGUGGAGAGGCCGUGUCCUGAGUACUUCAACGGUAUCAAGUACAACACCACCCGGAAUGCCUACCGAGAAUGCUUAGAGAACGGGACUUGGGCCUCAAGGAUCAACUAUUCACAGUGCGAACCCAUUUUGGAUGACAAGCAGAGGAAGUAUGACUUGCACUACCGUAUCGCCCUUGUCCUCAACUACCUGGGCCACUGUGUCUCCGUGGCAGCCCUGGUGGCCGCCUUCCUGCUUUUCCUGGCUCUGCGGAGCAUCCGCUGCCUGCGGAACGUGAUUCACUGGAACCUCAUCACCACCUUCAUCCUGCGAAACGUCAUGUGGUUCCUGCUGCAGCUCGUCGACCACGAAGUGCACGAAAGCAACGAGGUCUGGUGCCGCUGCAUCACCACCAUCUUCAACUACUUUGUGGUCACCAACUUCUUCUGGAUGUUUGUAGAAGGCUGCUACCUCCACACUGCCAUCGUCAUGACCUACUCCACCGAGCGCCUGCGCAAGUGGCUGUUCCUCUUCAUCGGAUGGUGCAUCCCCUGCCCCAUCAUCAUCGCCUGGGCAGUUGGCAAACUCUACUACGAGAAUGAACAGUGCUGGUUUGGCAAGGAGCCUGGUGACCUGGUGGACUACAUCUACCAGGGCCCCAUCAUCCUGGUGCUCCUGAUCAAUUUUGUAUUUUUGUUCAACAUCGUCAGAAUCCUAAUGACGAAAUUACGAGCAUCCACCACAUCAGAGACGAUCCAGUACAGGAAGGCGGUGAAGGCCACCCUGGUCCUCCUGCCACUGCUGGGCAUCACCUACAUGCUCUUCUUCGUCAAUCCCGGUGAGGACGACCUGUCGCAGAUCGUGUUCAUCUACUUCAACUCCUUCCUGCAGUCCUUCCAGGGUUUCUUCGUAUCUGUCUUCUACUGUUUCUUCAAUGGAGAGGUGCGCUCAGCUGUGAGGAAGAGAUGGCACCGCUGGCAGGACCAUCACUCUCUCCGGGUGCCUGUGGCCCGGGCCAUGUCCAUCCCCACGUCACCCACAAGGAUCAGCUUCCACAGCAUCAAGCAGACAGCCGCCGUGUGACCCCUCUGUCACCCAUUAUCCAUCACUCCUCCACCCUCGAGGCAGUUUCCCCAUGCCCCUCCGUCUUCCUCCUCUGGAUCCUCUUGCCGUGCAGGCACUGGUGGUGUAGGAGAAGCGGGGAAGAGACCAGCUCUCCAGCCUGGCAGAAAAGAGAGGGUGCAGCCAUGGAAGAGGCUCUAAGGAACCGGGGCCGCUGAAGCCACAAGCCUCCUGCAGGAGGGAGAAAAGGGAUCCAGCCUCUCUUGCUGGAUCCUCACUAUAGCUCCAUUCACAGAUGAAGAGACUGAGGCCCAGAGCGGGAAAGGGUCUGACCCAAGGCGCACAGCUGGUUACCCGACUCAUAGUACCUGCAGCAGGGGACGGGCUGGCCCUGCUCACUGCCUUCCGCCUCCGCACUCAGGGGCGCCCUCUGCUGUUGGAGAAGUCAAAGAUCAAUUCAGCUGGCUUCGUCCCAGGGCCGUCAGCUAGGGAAGCCUCCCCUGUACCCUGCCCCUGUCCAAGCUGUUCCUCCACCACCUUCCCAGCUGCUCUGCCCCUUGGGGCUUCAGGAAGGUUGCUAACUUCUGAGCCUCAUGUCCCCUCUGGAGAGACUUUUCUCAUCUCAGUGCUCAGUCUGGGGUGUGGAGGGGCAGAGGGGAGGGUCAGGCGGUUGCACGGGCAGCCAUGCUCUGAGGUCAACCAGAUAUACAGUGGAGGACAAGACGGGGAGCAGGAAUGGGGAGAUGCGGGAGGAAAGAGCAGGUGGAGACAGUCAAAACCAAAGUUACGUCUUUGGUGACUGGAACUAAUCCCCCAGCCACUUCUCAGAUAGGGCUUCAGCCCCCACCCCCAACCCCAAACAGCAUCUCUACUCUCUGUCAAAUAAACCAUGACUCAUGAAAAUGGCCUCCCUUAGGUCAAGUGAGAAGGCCUGGGAGGGGUGUGGCCAAGGAUGGGCAUUGGCUCUGCAGGGCACAGCCAGGCCCACCCUCAAGAGUGGAGAUGCUGGCCCCAGCCUAGGAGCCCUACCUCUCUGACCUGUCAUAGGACUGGUAUCUUCAUGGUCAAAGUGCCUGCAGGUCCAUUCCUUCCCUGUCACUCUCCCAGGCUAAUAUCUGUGUCUGGCCCCAACCAGAGGCAGUUAAUUCAGAUAAAGGAGGUACACAACUCGGCCACCACAGCAGGGCUGAGCCCAAGAGCAAGCGUUCUGGAAUCCACAAGGUAGGGUGGUCACAGCCCCUCAGACCCCAUAAGCAACAGCCCGCAGGGCAGUUUCCAGGUUGGCUCCAUCCCUGUGCCAUUCCGGGAGGCUGGCAUGCAUCGAGGGGAGGGAAAGCUGCCAGGUCAUUGGUUCAAGAAGGGGUUUUGACUGUAGGUAUCCCCACAAAAAUAAAUUUUGAAAAAUUAC
This is a messenger RNA of Sciurus carolinensis (gray squirrel), 2859 nucleotides long. RefSeq names its product corticotropin releasing hormone receptor 2 (gene Crhr2). The coding region runs from base 162 to 1472 and encodes 436 amino acids. NCBI's taxonomy places the organism in Eukaryota, Metazoa, Chordata, Mammalia, Rodentia, Sciuridae. Gene Ontology annotation, cellular component: axon terminus; plasma membrane; dendrite. Gene Ontology annotation, molecular function: corticotropin-releasing hormone receptor activity; peptide hormone binding; corticotrophin-releasing factor receptor activity. Gene Ontology annotation, biological process: long-term synaptic potentiation; adenylate cyclase-modulating G protein-coupled receptor signaling pathway; cell surface receptor signaling pathway. The record is from RefSeq and is a predicted model, not a curated record. The transcript is spliced from 13 exons.